AUGGAGAAGGGUCGGAAGGUAUCAGAGGAAAUUAAUGUGGACAACUCAAGUGCAAUCAAGGGGUUUCCGGUGGAGCAGUUGCGAACGGUUCAACCUGGUUCAUCAUGUCUGUUGAACACAAUUACUCGUUGUCUUGAUAUCUUAUUUACAGCUGAAACCCAUAAUUUCCCAUGUUCUGUGGCGCCUUACCCUGGUGCAGAAACAGGAGCAGGAGGCCGUAUCAGGGAUACCCAUGCCACUGGAAGGGGUUCCAAAGGGGCUACGACUGGCCACUGUGUUGGAAAUCUUAAUAUUGAAGGGUCAUAUGCUCCUUUGGAAGACCCUUCAUUUACAUAUCUGUCGAACUUGGCUUCGCCCUUGCAGAUUCUCAUUGAUGCUAGCAAUGGUGCAUCAGAUUAUGGGAAUAAAUUUGGAGAGCCAUUGAUUCAGGGCUACUUGAGAGCUUUUGGAAUGCGACUCCAUUGUGGAGAAAGGAGAGACGGGCAUUGGUGUGCUAGUUGUAAGGAUUGCAGGCCCAGCAUGGUUAGUGGCCAAAAUUAUGCUGACCUGGAUUUUAAUGCUGUGCAGCGUGGAGCCACAGAGAUGGCACAAAAACUAUAUCGUGUUGUUCGUGCCUUUGCUGAAAUGGGAGAGAAAAACCCAAUCAUCAGUAUUCAUGAUCAGGGUGCUAGUGGAAAUAAUAUAGCCAAGGGUGCCGUGAUUGAUAUCUGGCGAAUUGUAAUUGGUGACAACACAAUGUCUGUCUUGGAGAUAUGGGGUGCAGAGUAUCAGGAGCAAUAUGCAAUAUUGGUGAAGCCUGAAAGUAGAAGACUUUUGCAUUCCAUCUGUGAUAGAGAAAGAGUCUCUAUGGCUAUUAUUGUAACAAUUAGUGGUGAUGGACAUAUAUUGAAAGGUGCUAGUUCCAGUGGACUUCCUCCCCCACCACCUGCUGUGGAUCUUCAGCUCGAGAAAGUGCUUGGGGACAUGAUGCCCCAUCCCUUGGGUGUGGCAGCCAUUUCUUCUGUGGAUGGGAUGCAUCUUGCCAUGAUGCCCCAUCUGGGGCGCUGCUUUUUGAUGUGGCAGUUUCCAUGGUAUCCAAAGCACUGGGAUGUGGAAAAGAAAGGCCUGAGCCACUGGUUACGAAUGUUCCAAAAUGCCAGAGAAUGGUGCUCGUGA
This is a messenger RNA of Ilex paraguariensis (yerba mate), 1155 nucleotides long. NCBI's taxonomy places the organism in Eukaryota, Viridiplantae, Streptophyta, Magnoliopsida, Aquifoliales, Aquifoliaceae. The record is from the annotation of a GenBank genome assembly.